ACCCGCUCUUAAAAACGAUCCAAUAUUGCUUCAAUCUCAGUUUGGAUUCUGAUAGCUUUGCGUCUCACAGAGAAAUUAACAAGAAAAAGGGAAAAAAAGAAAAAAAAAAAAGAAAAAAAAAAAAGAGAAUUCAAAGAGUCUCAAGGAAGGUAUCGUUCUUGUAUAAGAUAUAGAAUUUUGGAUUCUCCGAACGAACUUAGGGCUUCGAUCUCCUUCCACAAUGGCGAAGGCGAGGUAUGCUCGGUCGCAGAGCAAGAGAUUAUCGACGUUCAAGCUCGUCUUGUCAAUGCUAUUCAUGCUAACGGUUGUGCUUCUGAUGCUUUUCGCUCUCGGAAUCGUAUCGCUUCCGGUCAGCUCAGACGAAGCUCCGCUCAACGAUAUCAGUUCCUUUAGGCGCAGGGCAGUUGAGAGGGCCGAGGGUUUAGGUAGGAGAGGAGAUCAGUGGACAGAGAUUCUUUCUUGGGAACCUAGAGCCUUUAUCUAUCACAAUUUUUUGUCGAAGGAAGAAUGUGAAUACUUAAUAGGUCUUGCUAAACCGCAUAUGGCAAAAUCCACAGUGGUUGAUAGCGCAACUGGACGGAGCAAAGAUAGCAGGGUGCGCACAAGCUCUGGAAUGUUUCUUAAGAGAGGACGUGAUAAGAUAAUUAGGGAUAUUGAGAAGAGAAUAGCAGACUUUACUUUCAUUCCUGUAGAGCAUGGUGAAGGUCUUCAAGUUCUCCACUAUGAAGUUGGGCAAAAAUACGAUGCUCAUUUUGAUUACUUCCUUGAUGAGUUCAACACAAAGAAUGGAGGUCAAAGGAUUGCUACUCUCCUAAUGUAUCUGUCCGAUGUUGAAGAAGGGGGUGAGACUGUAUUUCCUUCGGCAAAGGGAAAUAUCAGUUCUGUGCCUUGGUGGGAUGAGUUAUCUGAAUGUGGUAAAAAGGGACUUGCAGUGAAACCCAAAAUGGGUAAUGCAUUGCUAUUUUGGAGCAUGCGGCCUGAUGCUACUCUAGAUCCAUCGAGUUUACAUGGUGGGUGUCCUGUGAUAAAAGGGAACAAGUGGUCAUCUACGAAGUGGAUGCAUCUUGAGGAGUACAAAGUAUAGCAGGUUGUACUUGAAGCUGUAGGAGAUGUAGAGUUCGUCAUUGUUGAUAAAAUACUGUAACAAAGAUCGAUAUUGUGUUAUUGUGGAGCGUCCCCACUGCCAUGGAAGCAAAGCAUAUUCCUAAUUCAGAUUCCUUCAUACAUUCCUUGUUGACGUCGCUUCUCUGACAUUCUAACUGGCAUUCAGGUUAAGUUGCCCUCACUGCCUCCUUUAUAAAACUUCCAUUUUAAGAGAUAGGAAUACGAGUUUGAAGUGAUUGGUGAUGGUUUUUAUGUAAAUUAGCAAAGGUAUUUUUGUUGUACCAAUCGAAAAAAUAAAAUGCUUCAGUUACCGUAUUUAGAGGCUCACCUUUUUCCUUUGUUUUAUGAUUUUCAGUUAAAAGAUAAAAAUUCCAGUUGGUAGCCA
Ziziphus jujuba (common jujube) is the source of this 1489-nucleotide messenger RNA. Its product is annotated as probable prolyl 4-hydroxylase 3. Gene Ontology annotation, cellular component: endoplasmic reticulum. The transcript has 8 exons. The record is from RefSeq and is a predicted model, not a curated record. Gene Ontology annotation, biological process: peptidyl-proline hydroxylation to 4-hydroxy-L-proline. Bases 221 to 1084 code for a protein of 287 amino acids. NCBI's taxonomy places the organism in Eukaryota, Viridiplantae, Streptophyta, Magnoliopsida, Rosales, Rhamnaceae. Gene Ontology annotation, molecular function: L-ascorbic acid binding; procollagen-proline 4-dioxygenase activity; iron ion binding.